AUCUUUUGGUAAUUAAUAUACAUAUGCAAACAUAAUGACAAUAUCAAUGCCGUCUUGCGUAAAUGCGCUCGCUUGAAUAGUAUAAAACUAAAAAAAAUCUCAUCAAUAGACAUCAGUUACCAAACAGAUCUAGUCUUCUAACAAUCUGCAACAACAAAUCAAAUCAAAAUGAAAUUCGCCGUUGCUUUCGCCGCCGUCUUGGCCGUCGCUGCUGCCCAGUUCCCUGGCUUCACCCCCUACAAACAAGUGCCCCGUCCCAGUGCUCCGGCCCCCCGUCCCCAGGCUGUCGUGGUGAACCGCGUCGCCAACAACGACCAGGCCGCUAACAUCAUCCGCUACGACAAUGAUGUAGGACCCGACGGCAGCUACAGCUACGCUGUGGAGACCGACAACGGUAUCGCUGCCCAGGCUCAGGGUACCCCCCGUGACUUCGGAGGCAACCCUCCCAUCGUCCCCGUCGUCGCCCAAGGAUCCUUCUCCUGGGUUGCUCCCGAUGGCCAGAACAUCGCUAUCAGCUACAUCGCUGACGAGAACGGAUACCAACCCUCCGGUGACGCCAUCCCCACCCCUCCCCCGGUCCCCGCCCAGAUCGCCCGCGCUCUGGAGUACCUCGCCAGGCUCCCCCAGAAGAAGUAAACGACCCAACGACCUUUGUUAAUUCUGAUCUUCUGUAAAUAAAAACAUACUUUAAUCCUUCUAUGUCUAUCAAAAGAAAUAAUUGAAUAAACUA
Messenger RNA from Trichoplusia ni (cabbage looper), 730 nucleotides. RefSeq names its product larval cuticle protein LCP-22-like. The record is from RefSeq and is a predicted model, not a curated record. The transcript is spliced from 4 exons. NCBI's taxonomy places the organism in Eukaryota, Metazoa, Arthropoda, Insecta, Lepidoptera, Noctuidae. Gene Ontology annotation, cellular component: chitin-based extracellular matrix. The coding region runs from base 169 to 636 and encodes 155 amino acids. Gene Ontology annotation, molecular function: structural constituent of chitin-based larval cuticle.